Messenger RNA from Oncorhynchus tshawytscha (Chinook salmon), 15514 nucleotides. RefSeq names its product plectin. Gene Ontology annotation, cellular component: focal adhesion; sarcolemma; intermediate filament. Lineage: Eukaryota; Metazoa; Chordata; Actinopteri; Salmoniformes; Salmonidae. Bases 653 to 14452 code for a protein of 4599 amino acids. Gene Ontology annotation, molecular function: structural constituent of muscle; ankyrin binding; cadherin binding. The transcript has 35 exons. The record is from RefSeq and is a predicted model, not a curated record. Gene Ontology annotation, biological process: hemidesmosome assembly; intermediate filament cytoskeleton organization; wound healing.
UUAACCCACUGUUCCUAGGCUGUCAUUGAAAAUAAGAAUUUGUUCUGAGGUACUAAGCUAAAUCUUUAGGUUUAAAAACAUUAUUAUCAUUAUUGUGUUUGUCUAUAUAUUAUGGUAUUUACGGUAUGCUAAUAGUUGCUCCCACACAUGAAGCAGGAAUGUGGCUUUGGCCACACCACAUCCAACUAAGGCUAUUGUAAACAGAGAAGUUGAAGAGCGAGAUCUGACUCGACAUAUUUUACUGAUGUCAAUCUAUGUAAUCUUUACUGUGUUACCUGAAGGCUACAAUCAAUAGACUUAAAUGUACCUGGCUAAGUAAAGAAGCAAAAUCAUGCAAGUCUGAGUGGAUGAACGAGAAGCAGAGAGAUUGUGGAAGGAAGGGAGCGAGGGAACGAGCAAGAGAGAGUGGGUGGGAGCUCGGCCACUUUUGCCAGCAGUCUGAGUCAGAAGGAGAAAAAAAGGUGGGAGCGGUGCUCUUUCGCUCUGCUCUCUCGUAAGUUGCAAGCAUGUUGGCUUCCUCUUUGGUUUGAAGUCCAGGACGGCGGCACCACACCCCUGGCUGGCCCCCCCUUCCUCCACACACCCUCACCUUUCACCCGGGCUCUCCCAGCUGUCUCUGGAUCCUGCGAGACCCCACUCGGUGCCAGGCCUGAUGCCGGAAAGGCCCCCUGGAAGCGUGUUCCCAACCCUGGUGGUUGUAGGACAUAUUGUCACUUUGAUCGCUGUUUGGCAGUGGAGGCAACGUAGGAGGCAGUUAAGAGAAGAUGAACGGGACCGGGUACAGAAGAAGACCUUCACAAAAUGGGUCAACAAGCACUUGAUGAAGCACUGGAGAGCAGAGGCACAGCGGCAUAUCACUGACCUGUACGAGGACCUCCGAGAUGGACACAACCUCAUCUCCCUGCUGGAGGUGCUCUCUGGAGAGACACUGCCCAGGGAGAAGGGGCGCAUGCGCUUCCACAAACUGCAGAAUGUACAGAUCGCACUGGACUUCCUCAAACACAGACAGGUCAAACUGGUCAACAUCAGAAAUGAUGACAUCGCUGAUGGAAACCCCAAGCUGACCCUGGGCCUGAUAUGGACCAUCAUCCUUCACUUCCAGAUCUCCGACAUCCAGGUGAAUGGCCAGUCAGACGACAUGACGGCCAAGGAGAAGCUGCUGCUGUGGUCCCAGCGCAUGGUGGAGGGAUACCAGGGGAUGCGCUGCGACAACUUCACCACCAGCUGGAGGGACGGCAAGCUCUUCAACGCCGUCAUACACAAACACAGGCCUACUCUGAUUGACAUGAGUAAGGUGUACCGACAGACCCAUGUAGAGAACCUGGAGCAGGCCUUCAGUGUGGCAGAGAGAGACCUGGGUGUCACUCGGCUGCUCGACCCAGAAGAUGUGGAUGUGCCACACCCAGACGAGAAGUCCAUCAUCACAUACGUGUCCUCCCUGUAUGACGUCAUGCCCCGUGUACCUGACGUCCAGGAUGGGGUGAAAGCCAAUGAGCUGGAGCUGCGCUGGCAGGAGUACUAUGAGCUGGUGACCCUGCUGCUGCAGUGGAUCAGACACCACAUCAUCGUGUUUGAGGAGAGGAAGUUCCCUACCAGCUAUGAGGAGAUUGAGGUUCUUUGGCGCCAGUUUCUGAAGUUCAAGGAGACAGAGCUGCCGGCAAAGGAAGCUGACAAGAAUCGAUCCAAACAUGUCUACAAGUCAUUUGAGGGUGCAGUUCAGGUGGGUCAUGUCAAGGUGCCCCCUGGAUACCACCCUAUCGAUGUGGAGAAGGAGUGGGGUCGUCUGCAUGUAGCCAUAUUGGAGAGAGAGCGUCUUCUAAGGACAGAAUUUGAGAGGCUGGAGCGGCUGCAGAGGAUUGUCAGUAAGGUCCAGAUGGAGUCUGGGGUGUGUGAGGAGCAGCUCAACCAGGUUGAGGGCCUGCUACAGAUGGAUGUCCGUUUGCUGAACUCAGGAAAGCCUGCUAAGCACACAGCAGAGAUAGAGACAGACCUGGACAAGGCCGAGGGCAUGAUCCGGUACCUCUUCAACGAUGUGCAGCUGCUGAAGGAUGGACGCCACCUACAAGCUGAACAGAUGUACCGCAGAGUGUACCGUCUCCACGAGCGGCUGGUGAACCUGCGCAGUGAGUACAAUCUGCGCCUGAAGUCCGGGGUAACCAUCACCCAGAUGUCCCAGAUGCAAACCCUUCAGCAGGCACCCAUGAGGGUGCGUCCCGAGCUGGAUGAGGUGACCCUGCGCUACAUCCAGGACCUGCUGGCCUGGGUGGAGGAGAACCAGAGGCGGGUGGACCGGGGGGAAUGGGGCUCGGACCUGCCCACCGUGGAGUCCCAGCUGGGCAGCCACCGCGGCCUUCACCAGUCAGUGGAGGAGUUCCAUGCUAAGAUUGGCAGGGCAAAGGCAGACGAGAGUCAGCUCUCCCCUGUCAGCAAAGGUGCCUACAGAGACAACUUAUCCAAGCUAGAGUUGCAUUAUGGCAAGCUUAUGAGUUCUUCCAAGGCUCGUCUGCACAGCCUGGACGGGCUUCAUGCCUUUGUCACUGCAGCCACCAAGGAGUUGAUGUGGCUGAAUGAAAAGGAAGAGGAGGAGGUUAACUAUGACUGGAGCGAACGCAACACCAACAUGACAGCCAAGAAAGACAACUACUCGGGGUUGAUGAAAGAGCUGGAGCACAGGGAGAAGAGGGUCAACAGUGUCCAGGUCCAAGGAGACAAACUACUGAAGGAGGGUCACCCUGCCAAGACGACUGUAGAGGCCUUCACUGCAGCACUGCAGACCCAGUGGAGCUGGAUCCUGCAGCUCUGCUGUUGCAUCGAGUCCCACCUCAAAGAGAACACUGCCUACUUCCAAUUUUUCUCCGACGUGAAAGAGGCAGAGGAGACGAUGAAAAAGAUGCAGAAGACAAUGAAGAAGAAAUACACAUGCAACCGUAACAUCACUGUGACACGACUCGAGGACUUGUUACAGGACGCAGCUGAUGAGAAGGAGCAACUGAAAGAGUUUAAGACCCAUUUGGAUGGGCUGAACCGGAGGGCCAAGACCAUUGUCCAGCUGAAGCCACGUAACCCAGCAACACCAGUUAAGGGCAAAUUGCCUGUCCAGGCCGUCUGCGACUUCAAACAGAUGGAGCUCACAGUUCACAGAGGGGAGGAGUGUGUACUGCUGGACAACUCUCAGCCGUACAAGUGGAAGGUGCAGAACCCCAAAGGCAGCAAGGCCACCGUGCCCUCCAUCUGUUUCCUGGUUCCUCCCACCAAUAAUGACGCAGUGAGCGGCGUCUCAGGUCUGGACACUAGUCACCAGAACCUGCUGGUCCUGUGGCAGAUGCUGUACGUGGACAUGAAGAGCCUCAUGUCCUGGCAGUACCUGACGAGAGACAUCCACCUCAUCAGCUCAUGGAACAUCACCGCGUUUAAGACCCUGAGGGUAGAGGAGUACAGGCUAGCUUUGAGGAACCUGGAACUCCACUACCAAGAGUUCCUAAGAGACAGCCAGGACUCCCAGCUGUUUGGUGCAGAUGACCGCAUGCAGGUGGAGAGUAGCUACAACAAGGCUAGCCAGCACUACGAAGGACUGCUGCACUCUCUGGAGAAAGGCUAUGUGUCACCCUCUGGAGGUGAGCAAGAUGAAUCUGAGUGCCGAAGCUACCUGACCAAGAUCAAGGACCUGUGUCUGAAGCUGGAGGGAUGUGAGACUCGCACCGUCGCACAUCUGCGACAGCCCGUGGACAAGGAACCGCUCAAGGCUUGCGCCCAGAGGACCGCUGAGCAGAAGAAAGUCCAGUCAGAGUUGGAGGGCUUGAAGAAAGACCUGACCAAUGUGGCUGAGAAGACAGAGGAGGUGCUGGCAUCUCCUCAGCAGUCCGGCUCCACCCCAGUACUGCGCUCUGAGCUGGAUAUUACGCUGAAGAAGAUGGAGCACAUCUACAGCCUGUCCUCCGUGUACCUGGACAAACUGAAGACCAUCGACAUAGUGAUCCGCAGCACAAAGGGAGCAGAGGACACCCUCAAAAAGUAUGAAGCCCGUUUACGAGACGUAAACAAGAUGCCAACAGAUGAAAAAGAGGUGGAGAACUACCACACCCAGCUAAAGACAAUGCGUGGCGAGGCAGAGGAUGACCAGAAGACGUUCGACAAUCUCCAGGUGGAACUGAAAAAGGCGGCGGCCGUGAAUGAGCGGAUUAAGCUGGUCCACAGUGAGCACAACACCGAGCUGGAACACUACCGCCAACUAGUGGCCGGGCUAGAGGAGCGCUGGCAGGUCGUGUUUGCCCAGAUAGACCUGCGCCAACAGGAACUGGACUUGCUGGGGAGGCAGAUGUGCGCCUACCACGAGAGCUAUGACUGGCUCAUCAGAUGGCUCGGUGAUGCCAAGCAAAGGCAGGAGAAGAUCCAGGCCAUACCCAUCGGCGACAGCAAGGCCCUUAUGCAACAGUUGGCACAGGAGAAGAAACUCCUAGAAGAGAUCGAGAACAACAAAGAUAAGGUUGAGGAGUGUCAAAAACAUGCAAGGGCAUAUAUUGAUGCGGUCAAGGACUAUGAGCUUCAGGUGGUGACGUACAAAGCUCUGGUGGAGCCCCUGGCUUCGCCCCUUAGGAAAACCAAAAUGGAGUGUGCAUCUGACAAUAUCAUCCAAGAGUAUGUGACUCUGAGAACCCGCUACAGUGAGCUAAUGACUCUGACCAGCCAGUACAUCAAGUUUAUCACGGAGACACAGCGCCGCCUUGAGGACGAGGAGAAAGCUACUGAAAUACUAAAGAAGGAGGAGAGAAAAAAGCUGUCUGAGAUGCAGGCUGAAUUAGACAAACAAAGACAGUUAGCUGAGGCACACGCAAAAGCUAUCGCUAAAGCGGAACAAGAAGCCCAGGAGCUCAAGUUGAAAAUGAAAGAAGAGGUCAGCAGGAGGGAGGUUGUGAAAGUGGAUUCUGAGAAACAGAAGCACAACAUACAGCAGCAGCUGCACGAACUCAAGAACCUGUCAGAGCAAGAGAUCCAAUCCAAGAGCCAGCAGGUUGAGGAGGCACUGUACAGUCACACCAAGAUAGAAGAGGAGAUCCACAUCAUCAGAAUCCAAUUAGAGACCACCAUAAAGCAGAAGGCCACUGCUGAGGCCCAAGUUCAGCAGCUCAGGGACAUGGCUGUCGAGGCUGAGAGACUGAGAAAAGUUACUCAGGAGGAGGCAGAGAAGCUUCGCAAGCAGGUGAAUGAAGAGACUCAGAAAAAGCGCAACGCGGAGGAGGAGCUGAAACACAAAGCGGAGGCAGAACAAGAGGCUGCCAAGCAAAAGCAGAAGGCCCUGGAUGAGGUGCAGAAGUUCAAGAUGCAAGCUGAAGAGGCAGAGAGGCGCAUGAAACAGGCAGAGGAGGAGAAGCAGAGGCAGGUCAUGGUUGCAGAGGAGGUGGCACAGAAGAGUGCCGCUACCGAGCUGCAAACCAAACGCAUGUCCUUUAACGAGAAGGCAGUAAAGCUUGAGGCAUCACUGAAACAAGAACAGGACACUGUUAUUCAGUUGCAGGAACAGGCAGAGCGCCUCAAGAAACAACAAGAGGAAGCCAACAAAGCCAGGGAGGAAGCAGAGAAGGAACUUGAGAAGUGGAGGCAGAAGGCCAACGAGGCACUCCGUUUGAGACUCCAGGCUGAGGAAGAUGCCCAUAAGAAGAGCCAGGCUCAGGAGGAAGCAGAGAAGCAGAAAGAGAACGCUCAGCGAGAGGCAAAGAAAAGGGCUAAGGCUGAAGAGGCUGCUCUUAAGCAAAAGGAAAUGGCAGAGAAGGAGCUGGAGAAACAGAGGAAAUUGGCAGAGGGAAUGGCCCAGCAGAAACUCUCUGCAGAGCAAGAGCUAAUUCGCCUAAGGGCUGACUUUGACCAUGGUAAGCAACAGAGGUCUCUAUUGGAUGACGAGCUCCAGCGCCUGAAAAAUGAGGUGAAUGCUGCUGUAAAACAAAGGAAAGAGCUAGAAGAUGAACUGGCCAAAGUAAGACGUGAAAUGGAAGUUCUUCUUCAGAUGAAGUCCAAAGCUGAGAAGGAGACCAUGUCUACAACAGAGAAAAGCAGAAAUCUCCUUGAGUCUGAGGCAUUGAAAAUGAGGCAACUAGCUGAAGAGGCAACUAAGCUGAGAUCAAUUGCUGAAGACGCAAAGAAGCAGAGGCAGGUAGCAGAGGAUGAGGCAGCUCGGCAAAGAGGAGAGGCUGAGAAGAUACUCAAGGAAAAACUGGCAGCCAUUAAUGAAGCAACUUGUCUGAAAACUGAAGCUGAGAUUGCCCUGAAGGAUAAAGAGGCAGAAAAUGAGCGACUUAGGAGAAAAGCCGAAGAUGAGGCUUAUCAGAGAAAGGUCCUGGAAGACCAAGCAAAACAGCACAAGCAAGACAUUGAUGAAAAGAUCACCCAGCUUAAGAAAACUUCUGAUUCUGAAUUGGAGAGGCAGAAGAAGAUUGUAGAGGAAACUCUUAAGCAGAGGAGGGUGGUCGAAGAGGAGAUUCGCAUACUAAAACUAAACUUUGAGGAGGCAUCAACAGGCAAGUUGGAUCUUGAGUUGGAGUUGAACAAGCUUAAAGGCAUUGCAGAUGAGACACAUAAGAACAAAGUCAAGGCGGAGGAAGAAUCAGAGAAACUCAGAAAGCAUGCUUUAGAGGAGGAGAACAAAAGGAAGCAAGCUGAAGAGAAAGUAAAAAAGAUCACUGCAGCAGAGGAAGAGGCAGCGCGACAAUGGCAGGCAGCUCAGAAAGAAGUGGAGCGCCUUAAAAAGAUUGCUGCUGAUGCUAACAAGCAAAAGGAGGAUGCUGACAAAGAAACAGAGAAACAGAUUAGUGUAGCCAAAGAGGCUGCACAGAAAUGUAGUGCUGCAGAAAAGAGAGCACAGGCUGUUCUGGUCAAGCAGAAAGAGGACAAUCUUUUCCAGGGCAAGCUCAAAGAGGAGUUUGAAAAGGCUAAGAAUCUUGUACAAGAAGCUGAGAAGGCGAAGGAAAACGCUGAGAAAGAGGCUGCUUUACUCCGUCAAAAAGCAGAGGAUGCUGAGAAGCAGAAGAAAGCAGCUGAAGCUGAGGCUGCCAAACAGGCCAAGGCUCAGGGGGAUGCUGAGAGACUGAGGAUGGAAGCAGAGCAGGAGGCUGCAAAGCAAGCAGAAGCUGAGGCUGCUGCUCUGAAACAGAAACAGCAGGCAGAUGCAGAGAUGGCCAAGCACAAAAAGCUAGCUGAACAAACAGUGAAGCAGAAGAAACAAGUUGAGCAGGAGCUGACAAAGGUGAAACUACGACUGGAUGAGACUGAUAAGCAGAAAUCUGUUUUGGAUGAAGAGCUUCAGCGCCAGAAGGAUGAAGUUAGCAAUGCUGUCAAGCAGAAAGCUCAAGUGGAGGAUGAACUAUUCAAGAUCAAGGUCCAGAUGGAGGAGCUGAUCAAACUUAAGCUUAGAAUUGAGAAUGAAAACCAGCGUCUCAUGAGUAAAGACAAAGAUAAUACUCAGAAAUUCCUGGAAGAGGAAGCUGAGAACAUGAAGAAGCUUGCGGAGGAUGCUGCCAGGCUAAGCUUAGAAGCUCAGGAGGCAGCCCGAGAGAGACAGAUUACAGAGUCCGAGCUUGAAGAACAGAGGGCUCUUGCUGACAAAAUGCUGAAGGAGAAAAUGCAAGCUAUCCAAGAAGCAGCUAAACUGAAAGCUGAGGCAGAGAAUCUCCAGAAACAAAAGGACAAGGCUCAGAAGCAGGCCCAAAAACUGCUGGAGGACAAGCAGCAGAUGCAGCAACGUUUUGAGGAGGAGACAGAGGGCUUCCAAAAAUCCCUAGAGGCUGAGCGCAAGAGGCAGCAUGAAGCUACGGUGGAGGCAGAAAAACUGAAGCUUAGGGUGACACAGCUUAGUGAUGCUCAGUCUAAAGCAGAAGAGGAGGCCAAGAAAUUCAAGAAACAAGCAGAUGAGAUCAGGGUUCGUCUCCAAGAGAAAGAGCAACAUGCUUCAGAAAAAGUAAUUUUAGAGAAACUGGAGGUGCAGAGAUUACAGAGCAGCAAAGAGUCUGAUGACCUACGCAAAGCCAUAGCUGACCUUCAGAAAGAAAAUGAGAAAUUACAAAAAGAGGCUGCAGAUCUACAGAACAAUUCUAAAGAGAUGGCCAAUGCCCAACAGGAACAAAUUAAAAAGGAAAAGAUCGUUCUUGAGCAGACUUUCCUGACAGAAAAACAAUUGUUGUUGAAAAAAGAAAAGCUCAUUGAAGAAGAGAAAAAUAAGCUUGAGAAACAGUUUGAGGAUGAGGUUAAGAAGGCCAAAGAUCUCAAAGAUGAGCAGGAUCGUCAAAGGAAGCAGAUGGAACAGGAGAAGAAGAAACUCCACGCUACAAUGGAUGCCGCUGUUAAAAAGCAGAAGGAUGCUGAGGAGGAGAUGAGCAACAAGCAGAAAGAGAUGCAGGAUCUUGAAAAGAAAAGGCUUGAACAAGAGAAAUUGUUGGGUGAGGAGAAUGAAAAGCUUCGAGAGAAGCUGCAGCAACUUUCUACAUUAAAAACAUCAGCAAAAUCCCACACUAAAGAAAUGGAGAUGCAAACGGAUGAGGUCCCUGAAGAUCAGCUGAUUGCAAUGACAAUGGUGGGAACAACAAAGAAAGUAUUCGAUGGGUCUGCAGUAGUUGAUGGUGAGAAGAAAAACGAAGAAUUACCAUUUUCUUUCGAUGGGAUUAGGGAGAAGGUUCCUGCCAGCAGGCUCCAUGACAUUGGUAUACUGAACAAGAAGGACUUUGAUAAGCUGAAAAAAGGCAAAACCACAGUGAAAGACCUGAGCAAGACUGAGAAAGUGAAAACAUGUCUCAAAGGCAAGAAUAGUGUUGGUGGAGUCUUGACUGCAGCCAAGCAAAAAAUGAGUGUGUAUCAGGCCAUGAAAGAGAAUAAACUUUCUCCUGGCGCUGCCACAAUGCUUCUUGAAGCUCAGGCAGCAUCUGGGUUCAUCAUCGAUCCAGUGAAAAACAGAAUGCUCACUGUGGAUGAAGCUGUAAAGGAGGAAUUAAUAGGCCCAGAACUCCAUAACAAAAUGCUUUCUGCAGAAAAAGCAGCUACUGGUUACAAAGAUCCUUACACUGGAGACAAAAUCUCACUCUUUGAGGCCAUGAAAAAAGGUCUGAUUGAAAAAGACCAGGCCGUUAGACUUCUGGAUGCUCAGAUUGCAACUGGUGGAAUAAUUGACCCUGUCAAUAGUCACCGUGUGCCUCUCCAGACAGCCUAUAAGCAGGGCCAAUUGGAUGCUGAGAUGAGCAAAACUCUAUCAAACCCUACUGAUGACUCAAAGUUAUUCAUUGACCCAAGCUCUCAGGAGAGCCUCACUUAUCAGCAACUAUUGGAGAAAUGCACCCCAGAUGCAGAGACAGGCCUACUUAUGUUACCAAUCACAGAGAAAGCUACACAAAGUGACAAGACCUACACAACUGAAGAAACUAAAGAGGUACUCACUAAAGUGAAUAUCUCUGUACCAUUUGGAAGAUUCCAAGGAAAGACUGUGACCAUUUGGGAAAUCAUUAACUCAGAGUAUUUCACAGAGGCACAGAGGAAGGAUCUGAUUCGCCAGUACAAGACCGGAAAAAUUACUGUGGAAAAAAUUAUCAAAAUUGUAAUUAGCGUUGUGGAAGAUAAAGAGAAGAGGAAUGAAAUUGUGUUUGACGGUCUGAGGAUUCCUGUCACUGCAGCUGAACUUCUAGAAUCUAAGAUCCUCAAUAAAGACCUGUUCAACAAAUUGCAUAAUGGUAAAACAACUGUCAAAGAAAUCUCUGAGAUGGAGCCUGUUAAGAAAGCCUUAAGGGGUACACAUAGCAUUGCUGGAGUGAUCAUUGAGUCAACAAAUGAGAAAAUACCAUUCUAUCAAGCUGUAAAGGAACAGAUGCUCUCUCCCGAGACUGCAUUGACUCUUCUUGAAGCUCAAGCUGGGACUGGAUUUGUAAUUGACCCUGUCAAAAAUCAGAAGCUCACUGUGGAUGAGGCUGUUAAAUCAGGUCUUGUUGGCCCAGAGAUGCAUGAACUACUUAUGUCUGCAGAGAGAGCUGUUAAUGGGUACAAAGAUCCCUACACUGGAAAGAAUCUAUCCCUAUUUGAGGCAAUGUUGAAAGACCUCAUUAAGAAAGACCAGGGUAUCCGUCUGCUAGAGGCUCAGCUUGCAACUGGAGGUAUAAUUGAUCCAGUUAAAAGUUAUCACAUCCCACAUGAUGUUGCCUGCAAACGUGGAUAUUUUAACGAUGAAACAAACAAGACCUUGAGCAGCAACACUGAUGAAACUAAAGUUUUCUUUGAUCCUAACAUGUGGGAGAAUGCAUCUUAUGUACAACUCAUGAAAAAAUGUGUCACUGACAAAGAUACUGGUUUUCCAUUUCUUCCGCUCUCAGAGAAAGCAAUUCAAAAGUCAAAAGAGGGACAUUAUAAGUCAAAAGAGGAACAUCAAUACACUGAGGUCCAGAUCAAAGAUGCCCUGAACCAGGCAACUAUGGAUCUGCCGUAUGGACCUUUCAAAGGAAGGAAAGUCACUAUUUGGGAGAUCAUAAACUCUGAAUAUAUUACAGAGGAACAAAGAAUCGAGUUGAUUCGACAGUACAGAACUGGAACAGUGACUAUUGAAAGAAUGAUUACAAUCAUUGUCACAAUGGUUGAUGAAAAGGAGGCUAAGAAACAGGAAAAGGAACAGGCCAGCUUUGAAGGGCUUAGGUCAUCUGUCACUGCCAGCUCAUUGUUUGAAUCCAAAAUAAUUGAUAAAGCUACAUAUGAUCAACUCCAACAGGGUAAAAAGAAACCCAAAGAAAUCAGUGACAUUGACUCAGUCAGAAAAUACUUGCAAGGAACAGAUGGACAGAUUGUAGGCAUCUAUAUGGGCGAAUCAAAGGAAAAGGUUAGCAUUUAUCAAGCAAUGAAGAAGAACAUAUUGAGACAAAAUACAGGUCUUUCGUUGCUCAUGGCACAAGCAGCAACCGGUUUCAUUAUCGAUCCUGUCAAAAACCAGAGGUACACUGUGGAUGAUGCUGUGAAAGCAGGAGUUGUUGGUCCUGAGGUUCACGAGAAACUUCUGUCAGCAGAGAAAGCAGUGACUGGCUACAGAGAUCCAUACACGGGCAACACCAUUUCCCUCUUCCAAGCCAUGAAGAAGGAGCUUGUGCUACGAGAACAUGCUAUUCCCCUGUUGGAAGCUCAGGUGGCCACAGGAGGGAUUAUUGAUCCAGUCAGCAGCCACUGUGUUCCAAAUGAUGUGGCCUUCCAACGUGGCUAUUUCAAUAAGCAAAUGGCUAAUAACUUCACUGACCCCUCAGGGGAUAUCAAAGCUUUCAUUGAUCCCAACAAUAAUGAAAGUUCCACCUACAAACAACUGCAAGAGAAAUGCAUAAGAGAUGCAGAUACCGGUCUGUGCUUCCUGCCGCUAUCAAAGGCUGAAGCUCAAAGUCCCGUGGAAAAGUCAUACGUAUACACUGAAGAAAUGGCACAGACAGACUUGACUAACACUCAAGUGGAUAUCCCUCAUCAGAGCUAUGCAGGGAAGGUAAUGACCCUAUGGGAUGUCAUGGGGUCAAACCUUCUCCCUGAGGAGGAAAAGCUAAGGCUCCUGGAGCAGUAUCGCCUCGGGCAAAUCACAAAGGAGAGAAUGAUCAUCAUCGUCAUUGAAAUCAUUGAACAAAGGGAGAUACUGAAAGGAGAGCAGAGCAUGUCCUGUGAUGUGAUCAGACGAAGAGUCACUAUUGAGGAGCUCUAUAGUUCUCGCAUUAUCGACCUUCAAACAUACAACAUGUUGAAGCAAGAGAAGAAAACUAUCCGGGAGGUAAUGGAAAUGCCAUCUGUAAAGCAGUAUUUGUUUGGCACAGGCAGUAUUGCUGGAAUCCUCUCAGACUCCCCCUCUAAGGUUAGUAUUUACCAGGCCAUGAAGAGAGGUCUCAUUAAGCCUGAUUUUGCUAUCAGUCUCCUGGAGGCCCAAGCGGCAACAGGAUUCAUCAUUGACCCAGUGAAAGAAGAAUUGCUAACAGUUGACGAAGCUGUGCGCAAAGGGCUAGUCGGCCCUGAAAUCCAUGACAAACUUCUCUCUGCCGAGAGGGCAGUCACUGGCUACAAGGAUCCUUACAGUGGAAAAGUAAUCUCUCUCUUCCAAGCGAUGAAAAAAGACCUUGUUCCUGAGGACUAUGCCCUGAGGCUCCUUGAAGCCCAGGCUUCCACUGGGGGACUUAUGGACCCAGAAUACUACUUUCACCUUCCCACAGAUGUUGCCAUGCAACGCGGAUACAUCAAUAAGGAAACGUAUGACAGGAUCACUGAUCCAAACAGUGAUGUACAAGGUUAUGUUGAUCCAACCACAGAGGAGAGACAGACCUAUGCCCAGCUGCUGAAGAGAUGCAAAGCUGAUAAAGAGAGUGGUCUGCGAUUACUUUCACUGGCCGACAGAAGGCUGCUUUUCAAGGGUCUCAGAAAGCAAAUCACCUUAGAUGAGCUGCUUCGUUCACAGAUUAUUGACCAAAAAACAUACAAUGAUCUCACUGAAGGCCUUAUCUCAGUAGAGGAGGUCAGCAGAGCAGUGAAGAAGUACCUUGAGGGCACAAGCUGCAUUGCCGGAGUAUAUGUAGAAUCCAGCAAAGACCGUCUCUCCAUCUACCAAGCAAUGAAAAAGAACAUGAUAAGACCCGGGACAGCCUUUGAACUUCUUGAGGCUCAAGCAGCAACAGGAUAUAUAAUUGACCCGAUAAAGAACCUGAAGCUGAAUGUUGGUGAUGCUGUUAAAAUGGGAGUUGUUGGUCCAGAGUUCAAAGACAAGCUCAUCUCUGCUGAGCGUGCCGUUACAGGCUACAGGGAUCCGUACUCUGGCAAGAUCAUCUCUCUAUUCCAGGCCAUGAAAAAGGGUCUCAUUCUGAAAGACCACGGCAUUCGCCUAUUGGAAGCCCAAAUUGCCACUGGUGGGAUCAUUGACCCAGAAGAGAGUCACCGCUUGCCAGUCGAGAUGGCCUACACACGUGGCCUGUUUGAUGAGGAGAUGAAUGGCAUUCUUACAGACCCAUCUGAUGACACCAAAGGCUUCUUUGACCCUAACACUGAGGAGAACCUCACUUACCUGCAACUGAUGGAGCGAUGUAUGAUUGACCCGGAAACUGGACUAGCACUUUUACUGUUGAAAGAAAAGAAACGUGAGAGGAAGACAUCCUCUAAAUCGUCUGUGCGUAAACGCAGGGUAGUCAUUGUUGACCCAGAGACGGGCAAAGAGAUGUCUGUAUAUGAGGCAUAUCGCAAAGGACUUAUAGAUCAACAGACCUACAUGGAGCUUGCAGAGCAAGAGUGUGAGUGGGAGGAGAUUACUAUAACCUCAUCUGAUGGUGUUGUGAAGUCCAUGAUCAUUGAUAGGAGGUCUGGCCGACAGUAUGACAUUGAUGAUGCAAUCACAAAGGGCCUCAUUGACCAGUCUGCUCUGGAUCAAUACCGUGCUGGAACUCUGUCCAUCACAGAGUUUGCAGACAUGUUGUCCGGAAACAUAACUGGCACCAGAUCCAGGUCAUCCUCUUUCGGGUCCACAUCAUCUUACUCCAGUAGCCCAGCUCCCUCUAUCAAACCCCCAGCAACAAUAUGGAAUGACCCAACAGAAGAAACCGUGCCUGUGGCUGGAAUACUGGAUACUGACACAUUGGAAAAGGUGUCUGUCACAGAAGCCAUGCACAGAAAUCUUGUGGACAAUAUCACAGGUCAAAGAUUGCUGGAGGCUCAGGCUUGCGUUGGUGGCAUCAUUGAUCCAAACACUGGAGAGAAGUUCUCAGUUUCAGAUGCAAUGAACAUGGGACUUGUGGAUAAGAUCAUGGUUGACCGAAUCAACCUGGCACAGAAGGCCUUCAAUGGAUUUGAGGAUCCCAGAACCAAAAAAAAAAUGUCUGCCGCACAAGCAUUAAAAAAAGGGUGGUUGUAUUAUGAGGCGGGUCAGAGAUUCCUGGAAGUACAAUAUCUAACUGGUGGUUUGAUCGAACCAGAGGUCACUGGCAGAGUUCCACUAGACGUUGCAGUCAACAAGGGCACCCUAGAUGCACGUACUGCACAAAAGCUACGAGAUGUCAGUGGAUACUCCAAAUACCUCACCUGUCCAAAGACCAAGCUUAAGAUCUCAUACAAGGAUGCCAUGGAUAGAAGCAUGAUUGAGGAGGGUUCUGGUCUGCGUCUGUUGGAAGCCUCUUCUCAAUCAAGUAAAGGCCUUUACAGUCCCUACAGUGUUAGCGGUUCUGGGUCUGCAUCCGGUUCCCGGCCCGACUCAAGAACUGGCUCCAGGUCAGGCUCCAGACGAGGGAGCUUUGAUGCCACAGGCUCUGGUUUCUCCACUAACUUUUCCCCCUCCUCCUUCAGCUCGACGAGCUAUGGGCGCAGAUAUAAUGCAGGAUUACAAAGCGGACUUAGCAUGGAUGAGCUAGCACAGGCCCUGACAUCAUUAGCAAUGGGCAGGAACUGCAGUUCUGAAGAGAGAAUAUUCACCACAAUACAACCCAAUUACUCACCAGUUGCCUAAUUCUUAUUAGAAAAAUAGACUACCUUUAUUCUGCUCUGCAUGUCGUUAUUAUGGGGCUUUUCUGCAGUAUAUUAUACAUCUUUUUGCUGGCUUUACAUUUUGUCCAUAGUUUAUUCAGUUAAAUCUUUUUGAAGUACAUUUUUGGUUGCUCUCUUUUGUUUUGUGUAGUCUGGCAAUGUUGCCAUUAUUUAUAUGCUUACAUACAGAAGAGUUGUAUUUUUAGCAACUACAAUUAUAUUGAUAAUAACGUUUUCAGUGUUAGACAUAUUGACAUAUUUUUUUCAUUUUUAAGCCAGCUUGUUAUUAGUUCUAAUUCAUUAUACUUCUAUAGUUACAUUUUCAGACAUUUGAGUAAAAAUUAUAUUUUGAUUUUUUUUAUAUAUUUCUGUUAAAUUCCAUCAAAGAAAGAACAAUAUCUAUUAUAAAGUAUACCAUUUUAUGGCAAAAACAAAUUAGAUGUAAACGCUGUUAAACGGAUGUCUGUCAUUACAAAUAUAUAGAAAGGAAAGCAUCCAAUCUGCAGAGUAGAAUAAGGAGUCACAGGACAAUUAAUUAUUAUAACACUGGAAGAAAUGCUUAAACAAAAACCAAGCUUCAAGAUCUUUUCUCAUCUCGGCUACAGUGCCGCUAAUGUUUGGAUUCUACCUAUCCCCUUCUUGUAAUAUACAAUGGACUACCAAUCAGUUAAAACUAUGCAGUCUUUAUACAGUCAAGCACCUUAUGGAGAGAGCAUUCCAAGGAUGGCAAUCCCAACAUAAUAUAACCUGGACAAACUCACUUGAAGUGAAAGAUGCCCCAAAUCACCAUGAAACAGCUCGGUCUCAUCUCAAGCUGAAAUAACUUCUCAGCAGAACCAUUGCUUCUCUGGAGACUUUUGAAAGCCAUCCCCACUCCUCCUCUUGUGUGCUUAUGCUUUGAUGUCUUCCAAUAUCCUGAGAACCUCAAGUCAAAAAGAAGAUCACCGGCAAUGUUCAAGACUGCACCGACAUACAUGUCCAUAAUUUGUUUUAGACUUUUUAUUUUUCAGCCAUUUAUUCAAAAAAUAAAGGAUGAUGUUGUUAA